Tribolium madens (black flour beetle) is the source of this 593-nucleotide messenger RNA. RefSeq lists its product as uncharacterized. NCBI's taxonomy places the organism in Eukaryota, Metazoa, Arthropoda, Insecta, Coleoptera, Tenebrionidae. The transcript has 3 exons. The coding region runs from base 277 to 510 and encodes 77 amino acids. The record is from RefSeq and is a predicted model, not a curated record.
ACUUCCUCCCAUUGUUUACAUUGACGUUUGUGACACUUGACAAUUUGUUUGCCUCGUAAUGCCUCGUUUAAAUUCAUAAAACUAAAUUGAAUAAGUGGAGUGAAUUACAAUUCCUACCAUGGAAUAAUUCGUUUAAUUAAACCCGUUCCUCCCCGUGUCGCAAACCCCGUUCGAGACAAGUGCCAUCAACCACAAUUUUAUCACUAAUCUUAGUCAUUUUUCCUUCAAUCUCUGAUAAGUUAUCGCAAUGUCGAGUGUAAACAUUUAAACGAUGCCAUGUAUGGGUUAAAAGCGUCCAAAGGACUCUUCUUCCUCCUGCUCUUCAACUCGGCUUUAGGCGAAUCGUGCGACCCCUCUGCCCUGCCCUCGAUCCUGUUUGUGAUAUUCGCCAUUUACGCCACCAGGAAGUACAAGUUGGUAGCGUGGCUCCAGAGGAAAAUCCACCAAAGAAACAACAACUACGACGAGUUUAUGAUAGGGCAAGAGGACGACGACCCUCCCCUACGCUGACUCUCACCCACUUUGUGCCAUUUUCGCUCUUAUUAUUACACCAAAGCUGACUUUGUAAUCUAAUAAAACUAAUUUAUUACUCA